Molecule: messenger RNA, 1171 nt
Organism: Onthophagus taurus
Lineage: Eukaryota; Metazoa; Arthropoda; Insecta; Coleoptera; Scarabaeidae
Product: cytochrome c oxidase assembly protein COX18, mitochondrial
Biological process (GO): protein insertion into mitochondrial inner membrane from matrix; mitochondrial respiratory chain complex IV assembly
Cellular component (GO): mitochondrial inner membrane
Molecular function (GO): membrane insertase activity
Source: RefSeq, a predicted model, not a curated record
UAAAAAUAACUAUUAUAAGGAGGAAGCGAUAAAAUGAAAUCCAGGUUGAGGUUAAGUAAUAACAGCUGUUUUAUGUCAAUUUAUGAUUAACCUAACCUAUAAGGCUGCAAAUUCUAACCUAAAUAAAUAAUGAACGUAAUACGCGGUAGUAAUUUAUUAAAAACCUGUGUUCAAAAACAUACUUCACACUUAGGACUUCUUACUACGUUUAAUAAAAAUGAUUUUUAUUCAUCAAACCAACAAAAACGAUCGUUUUCGGUAGAGUCUACAAUAAGAGCACAAUCAGGAUUUUUUAAGACACUCUCUGAAAGUACUCCAGUUGAAUAUAUACAAAGUUUUUUACUCCAAGUACACGAUAAAUCUGGAUUACCAUGGUGGGCUACAAUAAUUUGUACUACAAUUUUACUUAGAUCUUGUGUUACUUUACCUUUUGCGAUUUACCAACAAAGAAUAUUAGCAAAAUAUGGGAAUUUAUCAAUGGAAAUGCCUGCUAUUGUAGAAGAAUUAAAAAAGGAGAUGCAUGUUGCUGUACGAAGGUUUGAAUGGGAUGAGAAAACAGCUCAAUAUUAUUAUAGAAAAUCAGUCAAGAAACAGUGGAAUAACUUAAUAAUAAGAGAUAAUUGCCAUCCAUUAAAAGCUGGAAUAUUAUUAAUAUUUCAAAUCCCAUUGUGGAUAUCUUACUCAGUGAGCUUAAGAAAUUUAGUUUAUCAACUACCAGUAACGGAUGUUCAAUCACAAAUAACAUUCACUGAGUUAUGUGUGGGUGGAUUUGGAUGGAUACCAAAUUUAGUAGAAGUGGAUAGUUCAUUAAUUUUACCAGUAUUUUUAGGAUUAAUUAAUUUAACAAUAAUUGAAAUCCAAGCUUUAGCUAAAGUAAACCCUCCUGGUAAACUCCAAAAAAUAUUCACAAACUUUUUUAGAUUAGUGAGUAUUGGAAUGAUUCCUUUAGCUGCAAAUGUACCAUCAUGUUUAACUUUAUAUUGGACUACAUCAAGCGCUUUUGGAUUGGCACAAAAUUUAGUUUUAAUGUCGCCUAAAAUAAAGAGAUUUGUUGGUAUACCAUUAACAAAGAAUGAAUUGCAGGAGCCUUACAGUUUUGUUUAUGACAAACUUAAAAAUAAGUUAUCUAAAAUACCUGGUUUUAAAUAAAUAAAUUCUUUUUAUUAUUAAA